CUGCCAGCAGCGUAAAACUGAUUUGUCCUCUAUUUUCCGCCGACUCCUGUACGAUCACCUGGGCCUUCCUGAUCUCAAUUUUUUUUUUAAAUUUGCACAUUUUGUUUUUUUCUUCAGUAAAACAAUGGCCGGCACUUUGGCUCGUAAAGCUGUAGAUCAUCUCCGUAGCAAGGAGUUCAGAGACUAUCUGAUGAGGUAACACUUUUGGGGUCCAGUAGCAAACUGGGGACUGCCGAUUGCUGCCAUCAGUGACAUGAAGAAAAGUCCAGAAAUUAUCAGCGGACGAAUGACCUUUGCUCUGACCUGCUACUCGCUGUUGUUCAUGAGAUUUGCCUACAAGGUACAGCCAAGGAACUGGCUCCUCUUCGCCUGCCAUUUCACCAACGAGGCGGCACAACUCAUUCAGGGAGGACGGCUUAUUAAAUACAACAUGGAGAAAAAAAUGGCGAAAUGAUGACCAGCAGUGACCGGCAGAGGUCUCCUCCAUAACAAACAGAUCGUAACUUUCACAAAUAAUAAUUCGUACACAGAAAGCACGGCUUUUAUCAGACUAAUGAUAUUAGUACAUUUGAGCUCCCAUGUUAAAGGGAUGCAGACUUCGAGAAUAGAUUGGAAUAAAAUGUAUAUAAAGAACUUGAUCUUUUCAUGGACUGUUACGCACACUUUUUUUUUUACAUUUAUGGUACACGUCAAGCUACUGAUUUCUGGAAUUGUCAUUCAGGAUAAUUUAUUCACGACUGAGUGGAGAACAUCUGGUUAAUCUCGGUGAAUGUAGUGAAUAAAGGUUGAUUUACUGCAUUAGCUGCUGAUUUGUUCUGACUGUAAACAUGUUCAGUGCAUUGUUCAAUCCACAAAUUCAUAUUCAAUCAAGUGUAAAAAAACCCCAAAGCAAAAAAUAAAACUCUUAACCCUUA
Molecule: messenger RNA, 914 nt
Organism: Hemibagrus wyckioides
Lineage: Eukaryota; Metazoa; Chordata; Actinopteri; Siluriformes; Bagridae
Gene: mpc1
Product: mitochondrial pyruvate carrier 1
Exons: 4
Biological process (GO): pyruvate import into mitochondria
Cellular component (GO): mitochondrial inner membrane
Source: RefSeq, a predicted model, not a curated record